UUUCAUUAUUUGUUAGAAAAUAAGCGUGGAACUUGCACUCGUAUAACAAGCUUAAAGAACUGAAGUGUGUUUAUUGCGGGACCGAUAAGAAGAAGAUAAGUCAAGUUAAAAACGCGUCAACCUUUGAUAUCGACAAAUAAUUUUUAAUGGAAGGGGAAGAUCCUCAAGGGACCUUGUAGGUCAAAAGGUCAAUUUCAUUCAUGAGGGACACUUCUUAUCUGUUGCUGAAGUUUAUUACGUAUUUUUUUUUACGUUUCCUGGAACAUUUUACAUAACACAAGACCAACCGUGAUACGUUUAUUGCAUCCUGAAACUCGCUCCUAACAGGAAAACUUUUUGUGACUGACUGACUAUUUCCUGACAGGAUAAAAUGUUCGAAAAGAAAGUAGUGUAACAAAAAAUCUGCUGGAAAAUAAAAUAAAAAAUUUACACAAUGAACGAAACAACAUCAAAUUUCGAACUUCCCCCGCUGGAAUGGACACUAAUUAAAAUAGUGCAAUCAGCCAUCUUCAGUGGCGUCAUAGUUUCCACGGUGAUUGGAAAUUUUAUCGCGUUGUGGGCAUUUUUUCGGUAUCCGAAGGACCUGAGGUCACCGACGCACUAUUUUUUGGCGAACUUGGCCCUCGCCGAUUUUUUAGUGGGGGUCCUUUCCCUCCCGUAUCUGGCGGUGUUUAGCGUCACACUUCGGUGGUACUUUGGACACUGGUGGUGCAUUGGGUGGACGGUGGGUCACUUUUGGUUCUGCUCGAGUUCUAUUCUAUCAACGUUGGCGGUUUGUGUGGAGAGAUUUAUUGGGGUUCGGUAUCCGCUGAAACAUUUGAGGAUGAUGAAUACGAGGACAAUUUUAUCCAUGAUAUGCGGGGUUUGGGUCCUCGCCGGUAUUUUGAGUGCACUUCCCCUCGCCAUCUGGCCCGAGACAAGGAGCGAGAAGCCGUUAGAUUGCAAAGUUAAUUUACGAACGGGACACGUGGUUGUGGCGUCGGUGGGGAUUUUUCAUCUUCCGGCGACCGCCAUGGUCAUUUUGUAUGGCGGCAUUUACCGGGCUGCUACCGCCCCGAUGAAACAAAUGAGAGAAAUCAGCACUCAAAAUGCGAAAGAACAGCGCUCUAAACAAGUCCGAUUAGCGAAAAAGUUAUCGUUUUUGGUCGGAUUUUUAAUAAUCUCGUACCUCCCGAUGUUUUCAGUCUUUCUGGCGUUAGGCUUCGACCCGACGUUUUGUUCGCUAGAAUUUUUUAUCCUGCUCGCGUGGCUCCGGUAUUUCAACAGCACGGUAAAUCCGGUAAUUUACGCGUUUUCUGUCCCGGGGUAUAAGAGGGCGUUUCGAGCAAUGUUCUGUUCCCGAAGUGGGAGUGACGACGGACAAAGUGGGCGGAAUGAGAUGAAUAAUUCUUCAUCAACGUACACUUCUAAUGCGAGCAUGAAAAGAAGCACGAGAGAAAAAACGAGGACGACGGACGCUUAAUUAUUUUAUGUACACUUUGAUUUGUUUGCUGUGCAAGAAAUAAAAUAAUUUCAAAUAAUUA
Folsomia candida is the source of this 1523-nucleotide messenger RNA. RefSeq names its product probable G-protein coupled receptor No9. Gene Ontology annotation, biological process: chemical synaptic transmission; G protein-coupled receptor signaling pathway, coupled to cyclic nucleotide second messenger. The transcript has 4 exons. The record is from RefSeq and is a predicted model, not a curated record. The coding region runs from base 434 to 1462 and encodes 342 amino acids. Gene Ontology annotation, molecular function: G protein-coupled serotonin receptor activity; neurotransmitter receptor activity. NCBI's taxonomy places the organism in Eukaryota, Metazoa, Arthropoda, Collembola, Entomobryomorpha, Isotomidae. Gene Ontology annotation, cellular component: membrane; dendrite.